AUGGUUGCUACAACAGCAACGGAUACGACAACAACAGCGGAUUCUACAACAGCAACGGAUGCAACAACAGCAGCCGAUUCUACGGCAACAACAGAUGCGACAACAUUUGCGGAUUCAAAAUCAGCGCCUGCUACAAAAUCUGAUCUUGAAUCAGAAUUGAUUGUGGGAGCAUCAGUGGAUCCUACAACAGCAACGCAAGCGAAAACAUCAACGGAUUAUAUAACAGCCACGAGUGCAACCAAAUUAUGGGAUUUCAAUGCGACAACAGCGAAUGCUACAACAUCAAAGGAUGCGGAAGCAACAGCGGAAUCUAUAAAUAAUACAAUAUCAGUUUUUACAAUAGCGUAUGACACAACAUCAAUGUAUGCCACAACAGCAACGGAUGCAACAACAUUAGCGGAUUCUACAACAGCGACGGAUGCAACAACAACAGCCGAUUCUACAGCAACAACAGGUGCGACAACAAUUGCGGAUUCAUCAUCAGCGCCUGCUACAAAAUCUGAUUUUGAAUCAAAAACGGUUGCGGGAAAAUCAGUGGAUCCUACAACAGCAACGCAAGCGAAACCAUCAACGGCUUAUAUAACAGCAACGGGUGCAUCAGAAUUAUGGGAAUUUAAUGCGACAACAGGAAAUGUUACAACAGCAAAGGGUGGGGAAACAAUAGCAUAUUCGACAGACAAUACAAUAUCAGCGAAUGCCACAACUGCAGAGGUCACGACAAUAUUAGUGGAUUCUACAAUUGCAACGGAUGCAACAACAGCCGGUUCUACAAUGGCAACAGAUGCGACAACAAUACUAAUUUCUAAGACAGCAACACUUCCGACAAAACCAUUGGAUGCUACAACAGCUAAUGAUACAACAUCAGCAAGUUCUCCAACAGCAACGAAUGCAACAACAUCGCUUGAUUCUACAAACGCGACGCAUAAGACAACUGUAGAUUUUACAAAAACAGGUAAUACAACAUCGGCUGAUUUUAUAUCAGCAACUGAUGCAACAACACUAGCGGAUUCUACAACAAUGGGUGCUACAAUAUUAACGGAUGCUACAACAG
Messenger RNA from Anneissia japonica, 1051 nucleotides. Its product is annotated as pheromone-regulated protein PRM7-like. The record is from RefSeq and is a predicted model, not a curated record. The transcript has a single exon. Lineage: Eukaryota; Metazoa; Echinodermata; Crinoidea; Comatulida; Comatulidae. The annotation marks the transcript as partial.